This is a messenger RNA of Lodderomyces beijingensis, 1254 nucleotides long. NCBI's taxonomy places the organism in Eukaryota, Fungi, Ascomycota, Pichiomycetes, Serinales, Debaryomycetaceae. The record is from the annotation of a GenBank genome assembly.
AUGUCGUUAUCGAAGAAAUUAUCAGUCAAAGACCUCGAUGUCAAGGGUAAGAGAGUCUUUAUCAGAGUCGACUUUAACGUGCCAUUGGAUGGUAAAACCAUCACCAACAACCAGAGAAUUGUUGCUGCUUUGCCAACGAUCAAAUACGUUGAAGAGCAAGGCCCCAAGGCUGUCAUUUUGGCUUCGCACUUGGGUAGACCCAAUGGUGAAAAAAACGACAAGUACUCGUUGAAGCCCGUUGCUGCCGAGUUGGAGAAAUUGUUGGGUAAAAAAGUCAUCUUUUUGGACGACUGCGUGGGACCAGAAGUUGAAAAAGCCGUCAACUCGGCCAAGGAUGGCGAGAUUUUCCUUUUGGAGAAUUUGCGUUUCCACCCGGAAGAAGAAGGCUCCACGAAGGACAAGGACGGCCAGAAACACAAGGCUGAUCCAGCCGACGUUAAGAAGUUUAGAGACCAAUUGACCUCAUUGGCCGAUGUCUACAUCAACGAUGCCUUUGGUACCGCCCACAGAGCACACUCGUCCAUGGUUGGUCUCGAUGUGCCCCAAAAGGCGGCCGGGUUUUUGAUGUCGAAGGAGUUGGAGUACUUUGCCAAAGCCUUGGAAAACCCAAAGAGACCGUUCUUGGCCAUCUUGGGUGGUGCCAAGGUGUCCGAUAAGAUCAAGUUGAUUGACAAUUUGUUGGACAAGGUCAACUUGUUGAUUAUUGGCGGUGGUAUGGCUUUCACUUUUAAGAAGGUCUUGGACAAGAUGCCCAUUGGUAACUCCCUCUUUGACGAAGAUGGAGCCCAGAAGGUCGAGGACUUGGUUGCCAAGGCCAAGAAGAACAAUGUCGAGAUCAUCUUGCCCGUGGAUUUCGUCACUGCUGACAAGUUUGACAAGGACGCCAAGGUGGGCACCGCAGACGACAAGGAGGGUAUCCCUGAAAACUGGAUGGGUCUCGAUUGCGGUCCAAAGACUGCCAAGUUGUUUGACGAUGCCGUGGCUAAAGCCAAGACCAUUGUCUGGAACGGUCCUCCAGGUGUCUUUGAAUUUGACAACUUUGCUAAAGGUACCAAGAACUUGUUGGAUGCCUGUGUCAAGUCCGCUGAAGAGGGAAACAUUGUCAUCAUUGGUGGUGGUGACACUGCUACUGUUGCCAAAAAAUACGGCGUUGUCGACAAGUUGUCCCACGUCUCCACCGGUGGUGGUGCCUCGUUGGAAUUGUUGGAAGGUAAGGACUUGCCAGGUGUCGUCGCCCUUUCAAACAAGCAAUAA